Messenger RNA from Talaromyces amestolkiae, 609 nucleotides. RefSeq lists its product as uncharacterized. Gene Ontology annotation, cellular component: ribosome; mitochondrial large ribosomal subunit. Gene Ontology annotation, biological process: translation. The record is from RefSeq and is a predicted model, not a curated record. The transcript has 2 exons. Bases 1 to 609 code for a protein of 202 amino acids. Gene Ontology annotation, molecular function: structural constituent of ribosome. Lineage: Eukaryota; Fungi; Ascomycota; Eurotiomycetes; Eurotiales; Trichocomaceae.
AUGGCUGGAGGCGCAGCCAAAUACCGUCAUCUCAGCCGAAGUUCGUCUCAUCGACAGGCCCUCUUGCGAAAUCUCGUCACAUCCCUCAUCAAACAUGAAUCCAUCACAACGACAUGGCCCAAGGCAAAAGAAGCGCAACGCCUGGCCGAAAAAUUGAUUACUUUGGGAAAGAGGAAUACGGAACAUGCUCGGAGACGUGCUCAGUCGAUAUUUUAUACACCACACGACCUCCUCCCCAAACUCUUCGGACCCCUCCGUGAACGCUACGCCGAACGACAAGGCGGUUACACCCGCGUUUUGAGGGUAGAGCCCAAAAAGGACGAUCAAGCCCCUAGCGCAAUCCUCGAGCUGGUCGACGGACCCAAGGACAUGCGAUUCGCCAUCACAGCCAAAGCCAUAGCUCGUCAGCGCGAGCAAGGAAUUCAGACACUUAAUGAAUUGACUGCUCUGAACGUGCGGAAAGUGACAAGGUAUCGCAAGGAUGGUGUCGAGACGCUAGAGAAGGAGAUUGAGAAGAUGACGCUAGAGGCGGGUAAGAAGAAGAACAAGAAGAAUCAAGACGAAGAGGAGGGAGGAGAGGAUAAGGGUGAAGGUAGACGGGCUAAAUAA